Molecule: messenger RNA, 1593 nt
Organism: Pichia membranifaciens NRRL Y-2026
Lineage: Eukaryota; Fungi; Ascomycota; Pichiomycetes; Pichiales; Pichiaceae
Exons: 1
Coding region: 150-1373 (407 amino acids)
Biological process (GO): N-acetylglucosamine catabolic process
Molecular function (GO): N-acetylglucosamine-6-phosphate deacetylase activity
Source: RefSeq, a predicted model, not a curated record
AAUUAGGGUGGCCUAAACGUUUUUCAUAUAAUCGAAUAUAAAGAGCAUGUGUCGAAGAAAUUUACCGUUUGAGUCUCAGACGUAGAUGUGUUUCUUGAUCCCCAGCGUGUUGUACGAUAAAAGGAGCAACAAACACGAUACCUGGGAAAAUGGCAAGAUACUUACAUUUGACAAACUGUCUUCUAGCAGAUAAUUCAGAACUAAAAGAAGAUGACUUGUUUAUUGACACUGUAUUAGGGAUAAUAGUUGAGAAACCAGAAGGAGGUUUUGAUUCCGAAAAUAUCGAGGUGAUAGACUUAAAUGGAAAUAUUGUUUCGCCUGGUUUCAUAGAUAUUCAGAUAAACGGAUGUUUUGGUCUAGAUUUCUCAACAACUUUUUCUGGAGAGAAGCAAAGACUGGAAUUUGUUCAAGAAUAUAAUGACUCUAUGGAAAAAUUGCUGAAAUACGGAGUUACCAGUAUUUGUCCAACAGUUACCUCAAGUUUCAGUGAUGUAUAUAAUGACGUCUUGCAUAUUCUUGGACUGAAGACACGUUCCCCAACCAAGGCAGACUCUCUUGGGGUACACAUUGAAGGGCCUUUUAUAUCACCUCAAAAGAAAGGGUGCCAUCCUCCCGAAACACUUACUGCCAUGACAGACGGCUAUCAAUCACUCUUUAAAAGGUAUGGACGUGAUUUUGAGAAAUAUGCGGCUAUAGUUACUGCCGCCCCAGAAGUGGAAGGUUGCUUAGAAGUUAUUUCAGAGAUAACUAAAAGCAACCAAGUUGUUUUUUCCAUAGGUCACACAAUGUCGGAUUUUGAGACAGGAUUGAAGGCAAUUCAUAAUGGUGCAACUAUGAUGACACAUUUGUAUAAUGCCAUGCCAGCAUACACAGCAAGAAAUGUUGGUGUGGUAGGAUUGAUCUCAGCUACGAGAGACGAACUCCCGAGCGAAAAAAUACCUUACUACGGAUUGGUUGCUGACGGAAUCCAUGUUCACCCAAGUGCAAUAAAAGCGGCAUACGAUGCAAACCCAAAUAAAGCCAUUCUAGUUACUGAUGCAAUGUCCUUGAUAGGUCUCGAAGAUGGGGUCUAUAAAAGAGGCAAUCAAAGUGUAGAAAAGAAGGGGCAUUUGCUACACCUGGAAGGAACGGAAACCAUCGCAGGCUCAGCUACAUAUUUGUUGGACUGUGUGCAUAAUCUGAUCAAGUGGACAGAAAUUCCAAUUCAAGACGCACUUGCUACGAUAACUAACAACCCAGCCAGGUCGCUAAAAAUCUCAAAGAGAAAAGGAUUUUUGAAUCCGGGUUGUGAUGCGGACUUCAAUGUACUAACGAAAACCGGUAAGUUGAAAGAGGUUUAUAAGUUAGGACUGAAAGCGCAUGAUUUCGAUUAACUGAAGGUUACCCUGUCUUGAUUGUAGCAUAUUCUUGAAUUCUUCCUAUAGACUUUUUAGAUCAACUAAUAUAUUUUAAAGAUAUUCGACUAAAACAAGGGACUGAACGAAAAUGCUGCAAAAGUUAGUUCUACAAACAACCAACCUAUGGAAACGCUUAUUCAAACUCUAAAAUGUGUAUGUGUUUUUUUGUAAACCAGGGAAAGUCGGUGAAGCUGUC